Molecule: messenger RNA, 1053 nt
Organism: Diaporthe batatas
Lineage: Eukaryota; Fungi; Ascomycota; Sordariomycetes; Diaporthales; Diaporthaceae
Exons: 2
Coding region: 1-1053 (350 amino acids)
Molecular function (GO): protein binding
Source: RefSeq, a predicted model, not a curated record
AUGAAGACCCCAACUCUUGUCAGCCUUCUACUGGGCUCCUCCGCUCUCGUCAGUGCGAAAGGGCACAACCGCCCCAGACGGGAAAAGGGACUAGAGGAAUAUGCCGCGGUCUCGUUGCUCGACACGGCCUGCGAGACCGAGUUCCACCCUGACCAACUUGACAUUGCCUGGGUCGAGCUCAUCGCAUCAAACACAAUCCUACGGGUAAACCUGACGAGCGGGGAACAGACAAGAUUCCCACUCAACAAUCCCGUGGGCCUGCCCAGCGGCAUGGAGUUCCUGGCGGACGGCAACCUAUGGUUUUCCGAAGUAGUCGGCAACAGCAUGGUGAAGCUGGACCCCAAGGAUGGUAGCAUGACCGAAUAUCCCUUCCCUUGGACCAACAUUUCUGUCCUCGAUAAUCUUCCUGCCGGCAUCCGCGUCACCAUUGACGUCGCUGGCGGCCGCGACCGUGGAGCGUGGUUCACCUCCUACGAUCUUUACCCACUGCCGAACCCGCUGUCGGCCCCUCUCAUUAUCCAAGCUGGCCCGGGCGACACCAUGGUCUUCUCGGAGAUCCUGGGCAACAGGGUCGGCACCAUCGAUGUCAACACCAAAGAGAUUAAGGAAUACGAAAUCCCAACACCGCUAUCCCUUGUUCAAGGUGUCGCGACGGACAAGGAUGGCCUCAUCUGGUGGACCGGCACAGGUGGUUCAAACUUUGGCACCGUCGACGUGACAACAGGCGAGGUGACUGAGAUGUUCAUUGCCGACAUUCGUGCCGCCGGAAACUCCACUGUGGUUGAUGAGGGUCUCAUUAGCAUUGGUUCCUCCGGCGCACUGGCUUUGCCCGGCCCGGUUCGUGUCGGUAACGAUGGCAAGGUCUACUUUGUGGAGGGUAACCUGGUCUUCCUUGGGAAUCGCGUUGCGCAGUACGACCCUAAGACUCAGCAGCUUGUGGAGUAUGUCACUCCUACUAGCCUCAGUGCCCCUUGUGAUCUCAACAACCAGCACCCAGACGCUAUAUUCUUUGCCGAGUUUACAGGCGGCCAUCUUGGUCGCCUGAACUACUAA